CCGGGAUAGGCUCCGGCACCCCCGCGACCCCGAAAGGGAGGAAGCGGUCAAGACAAUGGAUGGAUGGAUGGAUGUUUGUUUUUGACUUAUUUAUAUAAACAUAUUGGUGCCAGCAAGCCUGUGUUUGUGAUUACUGCCUUCAGCUCCAGCAGACGUUCUAGUGGGUCUUCUGAAGACACUGGGUGGUUUUAAAACAGAUAAUUUAUCCAACCUAAAGAAAAUUUCAAGACUAUCAGGAAACGGUUAUGCUGUGGUUCUGCAAGAAAUGAUGUCCCGAAUCCAAAAGUCCAUAUUUCAGCUUCAACUUGAGACUGAACAUCCAGACGAAGCUGCAAACACAAAAGUUCCUCUUAACCCAUCACAGCCAGAUGACUCUGUUUCUCCUUCACCACCAGUAAGGUCCUCUGAACCCAACCGUGCUGACAGGCAAAAUGGAAGGAAACCAAUCGCUGCCAGUGACCUUAACACCCCUGAAGUCCAACGUUAUGUUGUGGAACAUGUCAUCAGGAGCGGUGAGAACUUCAUGCAUGCUGCCCAAAGACUGAGAACCUUCUCAGGUCUUUGCAGGUGGGUGUGGAGGAGAUGGUAUAAAAGGGCCGAGGUUCAGACAGCUGCAUCUUCUGCUUGGAGCUCCUGUGGGUUAAGAAGGAAACUUUCCAUUUCUGCAACCAUGAACAAACUGUGGAUCAUUGCUCUGGUGGUUACCUUUCUCUCACCAUCCUGUGCAUUUCCAGAUAAAAAACGGUUAAAUCCGAACAACAUGCAGUCCAAUAGAGCUAAAAAACACUCAAACCCGAACAACAUGCAGUCCAAUAGAGACGCGAAGUUUCUAUUUUCCUCUGAAUACUACUGUUGGACUCAGUGGUUUGACAGAGACGAUCCUACUGCGACUGGAGACUGGGAGACUCUUUCGGACCUUCGGAAUCAGUUCCCUGAUAAAGUCUGCCCAAAUCCAGUCGACGUUGAAGCCACGACUCUGUCUGGGACUCCUGCAGACCAGACCGGAGAAGUCUUCUUUAAGUAUGACACGACAUCAGGAUUUGUCUGCAGAAAUGAAGACCAAAACGGAGGGAUGUGCAAAGAUUACAGAGUUCGCUUCAGCUGCCCCUCUUCCUACUGUACUGAAAAAGUGUGCUGGACUGAGUGGUUUGAUCGGGACAAUCCCUCUGGUACUGGAGACUGGGAGCUUCUGAGCGACCUCAGGAGGGAAAACCCAGGACAGAUCUGUGAAACUCCUCAGUACAUCCAGGCUAAAGCCGACUCUGUCUUAGGCGUCUUCAAGAGGGAUAAGUUCUACAUCUAUAACCCAACCAAGGGCUUUGUUUGCCGCAACGAAGACCAAACAUUCACGGAUUGCUGGGACUACAAGGUCCGGUUUGGAUGCUGCUGAUCAGCCUUCACUCCGAGAUGACGAGGAGAACAUAAAGGAUUCUCUCUCUCUCUCUCUCCUUGAAGCUCCCAUCUCUCAUUUGUUUUUCUAAAAGGUUUAAUCUUUUAGUUUUUUCUUUCUGUGGGUGUAAACAAUGUCAGCAAAAUAAAUGGCAUUUAAGAGCAAA
Molecule: messenger RNA, 1556 nt
Organism: Oryzias melastigma (Indian medaka)
Lineage: Eukaryota; Metazoa; Chordata; Actinopteri; Beloniformes; Adrianichthyidae
Exons: 9
Coding region: 266-1390 (374 amino acids)
Source: RefSeq, a predicted model, not a curated record